This is a messenger RNA of Archocentrus centrarchus (flier cichlid), 2922 nucleotides long. RefSeq names its product arylsulfatase B (gene arsb). The record is from RefSeq and is a predicted model, not a curated record. Lineage: Eukaryota; Metazoa; Chordata; Actinopteri; Cichliformes; Cichlidae. Gene Ontology annotation, molecular function: sulfuric ester hydrolase activity. The transcript has 8 exons. Bases 164 to 1729 code for a protein of 521 amino acids.
UAGUGUUCGCCGUGUGAUUAUUGCACGAACACUUCGUUACUUAGAAUAACUCAGUAAGUUCUGGUGCUACUUUAGUCUUUCUUGCUUAGUCAAACGCAGCCGGACCGACUUCCUGUUUGACUUCGGCGGGGAAAAGCUGCCCGCUGAGCUGGUAAAAAAGAAAAUGACGGGAGGCAAAGGGCAGGCGGUUCGCUGGAUCAUUGCCGCGGUUUUCAUCGCAAAUGUUGCUUCGACUUUAGCGGAUCGGCAGCCUCACGUCGUGUUCAUCCUGGCAGAUGACUUCGGCUGGUACGACGUCGGCUACCACGGCUCAGAGAUCAGGACGCCAAACCUAGACAGGCUGUCUGCCGGAGGGGUCCGCCUGGAGAACUACUAUGUGCAGCCUCUGUGCACCCCCUCCAGGAACCAGCUCAUGACCGGGAGGUAUCAGAUCCACACAGGUAUGCAGCACCAGAUCAUCUGGCCCUGUCAGCCGUACUGCGUGCCUUUGGAUGAGAAACUGCUCCCUCAGCUCAUGAAGGAGGCGGGGUAUGGCACACACAUGGUGGGCAAGUGGCACCUGGGCAUGUACAAAAAGGACUGCCUGCCCACACGCCGUGGCUUUGACUCAUACUUUGGUUACCUUACAGGUAGUGAGGAUUACUUCACUCACAUCCGCUGUUACCAGAACUCCUCUCUGAACCUGACUCGCUGUGCGUUGGACCUUAGAGAUGGGGAGGAGGUCGCCACGGGAUACAAAGGAGUCUAUUCCACUGAGCUGCUGAGCCAGAGGGCCAUCAGCAUCAUUGAAAGGCACAACUCUCAAAAGCCACUCUUCCUGUAUGUGGCACUGCAGGCAGUUCAUUCACCCCUGCAGGUGCCAGAGCGCUACGUGGCUCCCUACAGUUUUAUCAAAGACACCAAUCGCAGGCUGUACGCCGGCAUGGUGUCAGCUAUGGACGAGGCGGUGGGCAACAUCACCCUGGCUUUACAAAAGGGAGGACUCUGGAACAAUACGGUCCUCGUGUUCUCCACAGAUAAUGGAGGUCAAACACUGUCUGGCGGCAGCAACUGGCCACUGCGAGGGAGGAAGUGGUCACUGUGGGAGGGAGGAGUCUGCGGAGUUGGAUUUGUUGCCAGCCCGUUACUGAAACAGCCGGGCACCGUCAACCGCAAACUCAUUCACAUCUCAGACUGGCUGCCCACACUUGUCGGCCUGGCAGGAGGAAGCACCAAAGGCACAAAGCCGCUGGACGGCUUCAACAUGUGGAACACGAUCAGCAAAGGGUUUGCCUCACCCAGAGUGGAGCUGCUGCACAACAUUGACCCUCUGUAUAAUGACAUUGCUCCAUGUCCUGGCAGACAGCGUGAGUUAACUUUGGCUCAGAUGGUCAGCAGAGACUCGUGGACCAACUCCAGCUUCAAUGUGUCCGUUCACGCAGCCAUACGAUCCUCAAGCUGGAAGCUGCUGACUGGGUACCCAGGGUGCGACGUUUGGUUCCCCCGGCCCGGCGACAACACCUCUGAGUCGAGCUCCUCUAAGGUGGACCAGCUGAAGCCUGUAAUGCUGUUUAACAUCGAAAAAGAUCCAGAAGAGAGAAAUGAAGUAUCAGCUCAGUUCCCCAAAGUAGUCAACCAUCUCCUCAGUAGACUAGAGCAGCACCAGAGACGCGCUCGGCCCAUAAACUUUCCCGAUGAUGACCCCAGAUGUGACCCAGGCCCCACUGGAGCCUGGGGGCCCUGGGCUUAGGCGGAUAUUGCAAAGGUUGUAGCACUUUGUUUACAGCAGGAAUUUUUCUUUGUGAAAAGUUUUACAAAAAGUUUUAUUUGGACAAUGAAGUUUUUUUUUUUUUUUUUUAAUUUAAGCUAAUACCAAACAAUACAGAAGAGUUAGUAACAGAUGCUGCUGUUACUAUCAGUAUGUGUUACAGAGCUUCUAUGCUUUCAGCUGUGUUUGCUGCAUAUGUUGCUGAUCUGUAAAGACCAUCUCCCUGCUGUUCCAGGUAUUUGCACUUUCAUGUAUCUGCUGCUGAGUUGGCUGAGCUGCUGCGGCCCCUAACCAUUUCCACUUUGCAAUAAUACCACUCACAGGUGAUUGUGGAUAAUUUAAGUUUGAAGAAAGCUGCUUCAUUUUGUGCACCUGUGGCAGUGGGACUGAAAACAUCUGAACUCAAUGGUGAAGCGGGGUGGCCCAGUAUUUUGGUCCGUAUAGCGUCCCUCCAAAGGGAUAAUUUGCAUAGUUGGAAUCUGAGCAGGAGAAACUAAUUUCUUUCAUCUAUACAUCCUCUUUGACCUUUAACCCCUUGGUGUUUGACCUUCCACUAACAACGGCAUGCAGACUACAACAGGAAAUGCUUCCUGCCAAGAGCAGGCGGCCCCGUCCGAAUGUGGGCUGUGACCCUUAACCUGCCGUGCUGUGCAACAAAACAAACAACAAUGCUGCUGCUACAAAAAAACCUAUUUCUCAUUAGCAAGUUAGCGAAGCUCCCCUUUUGCUUAUCGCAGUUAUCAUCCUCAUCACCACAGAAACCAAAGCUACAAUGCUGAUUAUGUUGUAGCUUACUCUCAGCUCUUUGCACCGUGUGGCCACUUGUAUUGUUACCACUCAAAUCUGUGCAUUGAAUGUGAAGGUGGUAUCGGGACCUGGCAAUGCUUGUGGGGUAUGUACCUUGUAAUAUAAUGUGUAUAUAAUGUAAUAUAAAAAUAUGGCUCCAAGCCCCACCUACUUCAAAUGAGCAAGAAGCACUUGGAGCUAAAGAAUACAGCAUCCUCUCAUGAAUCUCUGACUGUCUCAGUGUGAUGCUGAUGGAGAGACAUGGAUGUCCAAGUUACUGUAAAGAUCUCCUGUUGUUCUGCACUCAGCUACAUUUUCAAAGCAUCAAUGAGCUGUUUGCUUUAAUAUCGUCUCAUUAAAGCACACAACUGAUUAUUAAUCAAAUGCAU